This is a messenger RNA of Pediculus humanus corporis (human body louse), 762 nucleotides long. RefSeq lists its product as uncharacterized. The transcript has 5 exons. Gene Ontology annotation, cellular component: mitochondrion. The record is from RefSeq and is a predicted model, not a curated record. NCBI's taxonomy places the organism in Eukaryota, Metazoa, Arthropoda, Insecta, Psocodea, Pediculidae. Bases 1 to 762 code for a protein of 253 amino acids. Gene Ontology annotation, biological process: cobalamin metabolic process.
AUGCUGCCUUCAAGAAAACUUUUUUAUUGUAGACUAAAUUUAUUUAAGCAUCUAAAAUUUGUUGCUGCUUAUUCUAGAAAAAGCGAUUCUAAAAAUCAGGGUCCCUACAAAAUAGUUAAAUCUAAUGAUGUAAUUGAUGACGUAGUUGAUAAUAGAUUUGGCUCAAUACCUAAUUGGGAAUUGUUGGCACCAAAGGGCUACAGAUUUUUAUUACCUGGUUCACUUGGACCUGCUUGGCACGAAGCUGGAUCCAUGGUUCCAGUUGACACAUUUAAUACUUCAAAAACAAAUUCAAAACUAACUAAAUUAGAUUUAGAUGCUUUGGAAUGCACAGCUCAAGAGUGUCCAAUUUUACUUCGAAAUGGAGUCUUGGAGUUAUUUCCCAAUAAUGAAAUUUAUACUUCACAACAACUUACAGUUGUAACUAUUAAACAUAAAAAUAAUUUUUAUAAAUCAAAAUCCAGUGAUGUCGAAUCAGAAUAUGAUGCCAAAACGUUUGUUUGGGCUGCUCAAGAAAUUUGUAUCAAGUUAAAAUCAACUGGUUAUUGGGCAGAUUUUAUAAAUCCAUUUUCAGGCAGACCUUAUCUAAGCCCAUUCUAUAAAUCUACACUCUAUGAAACAGAUGAAAGGUUUAGAUGUUUGGGAUUUGAAAUUAGAAAAAGUGGAAAUUGCAAAAUAAUACAAAGUAGAGAUGAUGAUAAACAAUUUAUCGCCUAUUCACAAAUGCUCCGGCAAAUACAAUGUUCUUUUAUGAAAUGUUAA